Messenger RNA from Angiostrongylus costaricensis, 654 nucleotides. The record is from the annotation of a GenBank genome assembly. NCBI's taxonomy places the organism in Eukaryota, Metazoa, Nematoda, Chromadorea, Rhabditida, Metastrongylidae.
AUGUUCUCUAUAAUACCGGCUUUGACUAUCUUCGUCGUUUACGCGAAGACAUCAAACUAUGACGAAGAAGAAGUCGAAGCGUUCUAUAUGGAGUUGGAGAAGUUCUACAGAGAAGGCCAUAAAUUCUUCAAGGUCACCAUUGGAGAUUUCAAUGCCCAGAUUGGACCAAGGAGAACGUCUGAAGAACGUCACAUUGGGCCCCACAGAUUAGAAUGGAACGAACAGGUUCAUGGACAAGCUCGUGUUAACGAGAACGCCGGCGCCGCCGACUCCNAACGUGCGAAGAGCCAAGCCACUGUGUUUACGAGCACUGGCGUAAUGGUCUUCAGGACAUUCUCUAAUUCACCGGAAUCGUUAGAUAUUCCUCGCUUGUUGCUAACAAAUCCUGAGGGUGCAUAUAGGCCACACCUAGACUGUUUUUACGAUUUACAACAUCUGACAAUGAUGCUCAAUGACAAUGAUUCGAAUGAUCUGCAGAUGCUCUGCAAUGGUUCCGUAGAAAUGCUAUUUUGCACUCCUAGUGUUUUGAUCGAUGCUGUGUUCAGUAGUAUCGAAUACGUGGCAAGCCACUCGGUGCACUAUAGAGACUCGACGAGCAUAAACAAGCAUUGCCUCAGGAACGGACUGCUGCGCAAGGAACGAGUGCGCAGGUAA